This is a messenger RNA of Chrysoperla carnea, 3958 nucleotides long. RefSeq names its product tetratricopeptide repeat protein 14 homolog. The transcript has 10 exons. The record is from RefSeq and is a predicted model, not a curated record. Gene Ontology annotation, molecular function: protein binding. NCBI's taxonomy places the organism in Eukaryota, Metazoa, Arthropoda, Insecta, Neuroptera, Chrysopidae. Bases 132 to 3794 code for a protein of 1220 amino acids.
GUUUAAGUAUGGUAAUAAAGUUCUCACAUUGAUUGUGUAUUUUUAUUAAAAUAAAAUUUGUUAUUUGAGUAGAGUUCAUAAUUUAUUAUUGUGUUAAAAUGAAAAUUACAUUUUAAACGAAAUAAAUCAAGAUGGAUACUACUUUGAAUGCCGAGUUGAUUACAAAAUCGCUCAAUUUUCAUGGACAGCAAUUACAAAAAUUGUGGGAAGGUGAACGUGGUGAACAAGAUUUAGCUAAACGAAAUGUUAAAGACCCUGACUUCCAUGUUUAUGCUCAAAGACAGGCACAUUUAUCAUUUCAAGAUCGCGGCAAAAGGUUGAAAUUACAACAAUUUAUUGCUAAGAAAGCUGAUGUAUUAUUUUCGAAUGAAAUAUGUGAAGAUAUUCCACAAUGUGAUGUACCAAGUACGGAUGAUGUUUAUGCAGUAAUGCCUCCGUUGGAGGUUUAUUUAAAUAUUGAUAAGCAGAGUCGUCUACGAUACUUUUUUCAGAAUGUGAAAAAGGGUGAUUAUAUUUUGGGAACAAUUGCAAGUAAAUCUCCUUCUGGUAUGAUGCUUAAAGUGCUCUGUACUUUAGGAGCCCGAAUGCGAUAUGUUGCUGAUAUUAAUGUAAAGGCUGCCUGCCCAACAGCGAAUAUAAUAUCCGCUGUUGAUAAAAAAGGUGCUUCACGAAGUUACAUGAUGAAUGAUUCAGUAUGCUGUGAAGUGGUUGAAGUAGUUCCUGAUUGUGACAAGAUGGUGUGCAGUAUGAAAGGAAAUUCUCCUGCACCUCCUGGAUGUCCACCAUUAGGUCUUGUCUCAUCCGAUGAUUUUCCAUUAUUAUACAAAAAAGCAUUGGAUACUAAAGGGGAAACCUAUGAAGCUGUUCUUGAAAAAAGUGUUGGAUUCAACAAUCCGAAUAAUAUCAACUAUUUAUUUGGUGUUUUUGGAUUAAAUUCCCAACCGUUAAGCAACAUGCUUGGAUUGAGGUCUCGUUUUCCUCAACAAGAAUAUGCUAGCGAAUUAAGGCAGGUACAAGCUAGCGCCUGGGCUUUUCGUAGUGUAGCUGACGGUAUAAAACAUUUUAAAGAAGGACGUCAUACUGAAGCUUUUCAGUGUUUAAAUAAAGCUUUAACAAUUGAUCCAAGAAAUGUUGAAGGUCUUGUAGCGCGUGGUGCUCUUUAUGCAAAUAGUGGAAGUUUUCAGAAAGCAAUUGAUGAAUUUGAAACAGCAUUAAAAUUAAAUCCGAGCCAUGCAAAUGCUCGGAAAUAUAUGGGUGAAACACUAGUUGCUUUAGGUCGUAGUCACGAAGAAGAAGGAAAAAUUGACGAAGCGCGUAAAGCUUAUCAGAAUUGCUUGAAUAUUAUACCAUUCCAUGAAGAGGCGCAACAUUCUCUGGAAUAUUUACAAAAUAAAAAUAACACUAACAAAAUUGUAGCAUCUGAUGAUCUAUUAUUGCCUAAUCUAGCUACAUCAUCAAAUAAACAAGCACCUACAACAAACACUGAAGUUACAGAUUCAUUAAAACAAUUUCUACGUAGCGAAGAUGAAGAGAAAAAAGAAAAGAAAAAGAAGAAAAAAUCUAAGAAUCGUAAACGUAGACAUCAUUCUUCGUCAUCAAGUUCAUCUUCUGGAAGUACAGCAAGUUCACGUAGCUCUAGUUCGUCAUCAUCAAGCAGUUCAGAUUCCAGUUCUGGUUCUAGUUCAGAUUCGAAAUCAAAACGUAAAAAACGUAGAUCUCGUCGUGAUCGCCAUGAAAAACAAAAGUCACUAUCACCAUUAAGUAAGCGAAUGGCCAUGAUGGAUCCUAGUCAUGAUACGCCCACUAGUUUUCAAUUUAAUAAACCAGCGGGUGCAUCUUCGUCAUUUGAUUUUGGAUUUGAGCAAGCACAAGACCCACCUAAGGCUAAUAAAGAUUUGGAAUAUGAAUUAAAAGUUAGAAGUUUCUUAGAGCAGAAUAAGGAAGAUGAUUCUGAUUAUGAAGAUCGGGUUAGAAAAUUUUUAGAAGAAACGGCUCGUUACAAAAGUAAGAAGUCAAUUGAGGAUAAAAAGAAAAAGAAGAAGAAAGAUAAGAAAUCAAAGAAAGAAAGUAAAAAGAAACGUAAAGAAAAAAAACUAGCAAAGGCACAGGCUAAAGAAUUAGAAUUAAGAGAUGCAUUACGUAAGGAGCUAGGUUUUUCAACUAAAGAAAAAAAGAAGAGCAAACGAUCAUCUUUAGGAUCGGAUGAAGAGGAUUAUUUACUUCGCAAACAUGGAAUUAGCAAAAAACUUUUGGAUAGUCUACCGGAUCUUGAUGAAUUAGAAACAAAAUUAAGUGCUUAUUAUGCCAUUGAGAAAGCUGAAAAAAGUAAAAAUCGCAGCCCAUCUUCUAGUCCAGUCCAGCGUUUUGAUAAUUCACCCUCACCAACUAGGGAACAGAAAGCUCGUCAAACAGUUGCUGAAGCUGCAGCAAGUGCUCAAAAUGCAGCUUUUCCAAAAUGGCGAAUGCAAGUUGGAAAUACCAAUGCUUCAAGUAGUGGUUCUAGAUUUAAAAAGAAAACAGAUCGUGAGGAUUGGGAUGAAGAGAAACCCACUAAAGAACCAACUCCUAAAUUAGGUCCUAGCGCUGAAGAAAAAGCUAUUAGUAUUCGAAAGGCAAUGGCUAUGAAAGAGACUCCUAAAAAAGAACCUCAAGAGCCACCUAGACGUCGCCCUCUUGGUAGCCCUCCUCCAAAACCACCACCACCAAAAGCUCCUCAUUCUAUUAACACAUCGGGGCCAGUGGUUCUCGAUAAAUUCGGUAAUUUUCGUAUUGCAUCACCGAAUACAGCUAAAAAAUUACAACAAGACGAGGAUUUACCUCCUUUACCUCCUGGUGCUCCCCCUCCACAAAGUAUUCCAUUCCCGAAAAAAUUAAAUAGGCCUCCAGAGCCUCCCGGCCCACCACGUUCUUAUAGUAGAUCGCCAGGACGUAAACGACGAACACCAAGGUCUAGAAGCCAUUCCAGAUCAAGCAGUCAUUCAUCUAGAUCGCGCUCUCGAUCUCGAAGAUCUCGCAGUCGUUCUCGAUCUUAUUACAGUCGAUCUCGUUCCCGUAGUGGCAGUCAUUCAUAUUAUUCACGUAGUCGUUCGCGUUCACGCUCACGAUCUCGUUAUUAUGAUCGUCGUGGCGGUUAUCGUGGUCGAUUUAAUGACCGCGGAACGUACUAUAAACCGAGAUUCCAAGGAUAUAAAUCUCGAGGAUUUGUUAGUCGCGGAGGAAGUCGUGGUGGCUAUAGAGAUUAUAGAGAUCGAGAUCGCGAUGAUAGGUAUUACGAUCGUUAUCGUGGAAGAGGUCGACCUUAUAACAGAAGUCGAAGACCAAGGGGUCGGUUUGGGCGAGGUGGCUAUCGAGAUGAUAGAUACAGAAGAUACGAUCGUAGGUCAGAUUCUCGUAGCAUAAGUGGAGAUCGUAGUUACAGUAACGAUUCAGAUCGUGAUCCAAUGACUAAAGUAAAUGAGGAAAAAGAAAAGAUUAAUAAAUAUAUAGAUAGCAAUGAUCCACCAACUAAACACGAUGGACCUUUGAGUGAGGGUGAAGAUAGAGAUGAUUAUAAUGGAGAUAAAAUGGUAGAUCGUCAACAGUAUGAAGGUAAAUGGGCAGAUAAAGAGGAUGGUGAACAUAAUGGACAACCGCCAGAACCACCACCAGAACCCUCGACAUCUGAAAGUAAGGAAAAAAUUCCAUCUGAAACAAAUAUCGAGGAAAUGGAUAAAUUUUUAACUAAGGUAAAAAAGGAGAAAAGAGAGGAGAUGAUUGAGCGUAAUAAAGAUGUAUUGAAAAGUAAACCUUGGUAAAUUUCAGGCCUAGUCAUAAACACAACACAAUACCAUCCUGUCCACCAAUACAGACGAACAGACAUUAGUUCUUUAGAGUUCUAUGUCCUUAAAUUAAAGUAAGAUUUCUAAUCAUUUUUAAUCAUAUUCCUAGGGAAAUAUUGCCGUGAUAUUUCUUUAUGAAG